CCGGGAGUUGUAGUUCCGCCAUCGGACGGAAGCCGAGAGGGACCGCGGCGGGAUGUGGCCGGGAAUAUUGGGUUGGGGGGCCCGGGUGGCGGCAGGUAGUUGCCCCGCGCUGGGGCCUCGCCUCGCCUGCCGCUUCUCCCCGCAUCGGACGCCCAAGACUGGCCUGGCCCUGCAGCGGAGCCUGCACGCGACGGCGGCCCGGGCUCUCCCGCUCAUUCCCAUCGUGGUGGAGCAGACGGGUCGCGGCGAGCGCGCCUAUGACAUCUACUCGCGGCUGCUGCGGGAGCGCAUCGUGUGUGUCAUGGGUCCGAUCGAUGACAGCGUGGCCAGCCUGGUCAUCGCGCAGCUGCUGUUCCUGCAGUCCGAGAGCAACAAGAAGCCCAUCCACAUGUACAUCAACAGCCCCGGUGGCAUGGUGACCUCCGGCCUGGCCAUCUACGACACGAUGCAGUACAUCCUGAACCCCAUCUGUACGUGGUGCGUGGGCCAGGCCGCCAGCAUGGGCUCCCUGCUCCUGGCCGCUGGCACCCCGGGCAUGCGCCACUCGCUUCCCAACUCCCGCAUCAUGAUCCACCAGCCGUCUGGGGGAGCCCGGGGCCAAGCCACAGACAUCGCCAUCCAGGCCGAGGAGAUCAUGAAACUCAAGAAGCAGCUCUACACCAUCUACGCCAAGCACACCAAACAGAGCCUGCAGGUGAUCGAGUCGGCCAUGGAGAGGGACCGUUACAUGAGCCCCAUGGAGGCCCAGGAGUUCGGCAUCUUAGACAAGGUUCUGGUCCACCCUCCCCAGGACGGCGAGGACGAGCCUGAGCUGGUGCAGAAGGAGCCUGUGGCGGCCGCGGCGGCGGCAGAGCCUGCCCCGGCAGGCGUCUGAGACCUGGCCCUCACCCUCCAGAGGGGAAGCUGGUGGGGGGGCCGGGCGCCCUGCCCACCCCUCGCCGCUGAGCCUGCAAGGGCCCCGGAAGGAACUCUGGAUGGAUCUGGGGGUGCCGCUAAGGCCAGAUACCUUGAAUGAGACACUGUGAUUUUCAAUUAAAUCUUUGUAGUCUUUGAUCCC
Messenger RNA from Suricata suricatta (meerkat), 1057 nucleotides. It is a transcript of the gene CLPP, whose product is annotated as caseinolytic mitochondrial matrix peptidase proteolytic subunit. Bases 53 to 874 code for a protein of 273 amino acids. Gene Ontology annotation, molecular function: ATP-dependent peptidase activity; ATPase binding; serine-type endopeptidase activity. Lineage: Eukaryota; Metazoa; Chordata; Mammalia; Carnivora; Herpestidae. The record is from RefSeq and is a predicted model, not a curated record. The transcript is spliced from 6 exons. Gene Ontology annotation, biological process: protein quality control for misfolded or incompletely synthesized proteins. Gene Ontology annotation, cellular component: endopeptidase Clp complex.